AUGGAGGCGAAAGGCAGAAACAUGCCCCCAGAUUUCAGUUUCCUGCCGCGCCCGGCGAUGGUGUGGUGCGAGCGCGGGAUCCAGGUGCUGCUGACCACCAUGGGGGCGUUCGCCGCCUUCGCCCUGAUGACCGUGGCCAUCGGGACGGACUACUGGCUCUACGCCCGCGCCUUCAUCUGCAACAGCACGGCCAACUCGUCCCAGGAGGACUCCAACAACAAGGACAAGAAGGACCCCGGGGCCCUCACCCACUCGGGCCUCUGGAGGAUCUGCUGCCUGGAAGGCUUGAAGCGAGGCGUAUGUUCCACGAUCAAUCACUUCCCCGAGGACGCCGACUACGACCAGGAUUCUGCAGAGUAUCUGCUGCGUGUGGUGCGAGCCUCCAGCAUCUUCCCCAUCCUCAGCGCUGUACUGCUCCUGCUGGGCGGAGUGUGUGUUGCGGCCAGCGGCUUCUACAAGAGCAAGCGGAACAUCAUCCUGGGCGGAGGGAUUCUCUUCGUGGCUGCAGGCCUCAGCAACAUCAUCGGAGUGAUCGUGUACAUCUCGGCGGCGCUGAGCGACAUCUCCCCGAAGAAGGACGAGGAUAAGAAGUGGCACUACUCGUACGGCUGGUCCUUCUACUUUGGCGGCCUGUCCUUCAUCAUGGCGGAGAUGGUCGGCGUCCUCGCCGUCAACAUCUACAUCGAGAAGAACAAGGAGCUGCGCUGCCGCUCCCGCAGCGACCUCUUCAAGAGCACCACGCACGCCAUGCUGCGGCUGCCCAGCUACCGCUUCCGCCGGCGCUCUCGCUCCAGCUCGCGCUCCAGCGACCCCCCCCACUCGCAGGAGAACUCGCCCAUCGGUGCUUCCAAGACCUUCAGCCUGCCGCCCUCCGCCCCGCCCUUCUCCGUGGCCACUCUGCCCAACCCGCACCACGCCGGCAGCGGCGGAAGUGGAGGCGGGGGGGACAUCUCCAUGUACACCCUCUCCAGGGACUCCAAGCUGGGCAGCCUGGGAGGCGGCGCCCCCCCCCUCUACGGUACCGUGGACCGGGCCACGCUCUACCAGCUCCACAACUACUUUCCAAAGGAUUCCGGCGGAAGCGGCGGCGGCGGCGGAGCGGUGAUCAGCGGCGGGACGCUCCCGUCUCACUCCAAAUCCAACCUGGCAGCGGCGGCGGCCGUCGCCCAGAACGCGGUGCCGCUGAACACGCCAACGUCGGCCUCCACGCCGGCCCAGCCCGCCCAGAUCUCCACCGCCACCAUGGAGAGGGACCGGGGCAACCUGGGAACCCUGGACCGGCUGAGCGCCAAGAGAGACCGGGACAGCAACUCCGACACGCUGAACAGGAAGACCACGCCCGUCUGA
Molecule: messenger RNA, 1347 nt
Organism: Limanda limanda (common dab)
Lineage: Eukaryota; Metazoa; Chordata; Actinopteri; Pleuronectiformes; Pleuronectidae
Product: voltage-dependent calcium channel gamma-4 subunit-like
Exons: 5
Coding region: 1-1347 (448 amino acids)
Biological process (GO): regulation of AMPA receptor activity; neurotransmitter receptor internalization; neurotransmitter receptor transport, postsynaptic endosome to lysosome
Cellular component (GO): postsynaptic density membrane; AMPA glutamate receptor complex
Molecular function (GO): channel regulator activity; voltage-gated calcium channel activity
Source: RefSeq, a predicted model, not a curated record